Messenger RNA from Delphinapterus leucas (beluga whale), 3959 nucleotides. RefSeq names its product protein O-mannose kinase (gene POMK). Gene Ontology annotation, biological process: protein O-linked glycosylation; carbohydrate phosphorylation; protein phosphorylation. The record is from RefSeq and is a predicted model, not a curated record. Gene Ontology annotation, cellular component: endoplasmic reticulum membrane. Gene Ontology annotation, molecular function: carbohydrate kinase activity; protein kinase activity; ATP binding. Lineage: Eukaryota; Metazoa; Chordata; Mammalia; Artiodactyla; Monodontidae.
CGGCGGGCGGGCGCGGGGGUAGCUGGGCCGCGUCCUGCCUGGCGCCCGAGCUGGACUUGAGCCGACGGAAACGCCGCCGGGACAGGCUUCAGCUCCUGCCUCUGUUGGUGCCGCGCUGCCACCGCCUCCAGGAAAGAAAAAAGAUCCUAGUCGGUGAGGAAAAUGGAUUGGAAAAGAGAAAGCAGUGGGAGAGUGCGUAGGAAAGCGUUGCAGAAGCCCAGGAAGGUCACCUUCUAAGAAUCAGGCGUCGGUGGAAGAAGCUCAAGAGACCGUGAGGCCUGAGUGGUGAACGUCAUCAUCAUGUCCACAGGAGUCCUGGAAGAUGCCUGGAGGGAGAGAGGUGGAGAGAAAGAUGUGGGCCCGGAAUCUCGGUGAGGAAGGAGCUCGCAGAAGCCAGCACCAUGGAGACGAGGCCCCAGGGGGGCAGGAAAGGGCCCCCGCCCAGGGACGUGCCCCCGGUGGUGGGACUGCUGCUGUCCAUGGCCCUCAUGAACGCCCUCCUCUACCUCUGCCUCGACUGGCUCUUCAUCUCGCCCCGGCGCUCCACGGAGGACCCCACGCGCUGUCCCUACGGCCACUUCCGGAUGGGGCCGACGAGCAACUGCUCCCCGUGGCUGUCCUGCGAGCAGCUGAGGACAGAAGUGAGGCAGAUGAAGCGUGUCGGGGAAGGAGCCGUGAAGAGAGUGUUUCUGUCCGAGUGGAAGGAACGCAAGGUGGCUUUGUCGCGGCUCACCAGGCUGGAGGUAAGAGACGACUUCCUGCACGGACUGCGGAUGCUGAAGUCGUUGCAGAGUGAGCACGUCGUCACGCUGCUGGGCUACUGUGAGGAUGACAACAGUAUCCUCACCGAGUACCACCCCUUAGGCUCCCUGAGCAGCCUGGAGGCGACGCUGAACCUCUCCAAGUACCGGAGCACGAACACAUGGCAGCACAGGCUGCAGCUGGCCCUGGGCUACGUGGCCAUCAUCGACUUCCUGCACCGUAGCCCCCUGGGCACGCUGGUCAUGUGCGACUCCAGCGACCUGCCCAAGACGCUGUCCCAGUACCUGCUGACCGCCAACUUCAGCAUCGUGCUCAACGACCUGGACGCCCUGCCCCUGGUGAACCGCAGCACCGGGGCCCUGGUGAAGUGCGGCCACCGGGAGCUUCGCGGGGACUUCGUGGCCCCAGAGCAGCUGUGGCCCUACGGAGAGGACGUGCCUUUUCACGACGACCUCAUGCCCGCGUAUGACGAGAAGAUCGACAUCUGGAAGAUUCCAGACGUCUCCAGUUUCCUUCUGGGGCACGUAGAAGGGAGCGACAUGGUCCGAUUCCACUUGUUUGAUAUUCACAAGGCGUGUAAGAGCCAGACGCCUGCAGAGAGACCCACCGCUCAGGACGUCCUGGACACUUACCAGAAGGUUUUGAAUCUACUCAGAGACACCGUGACAUCUCAGACAAGAGAGAUGCUGUAAAAACCAGUGCAGUCGGUGAGGUAUGGGAGUCAAGGAUCGGAUGGAAGAGUUACAGUGGUUCCGCUCUGAUGGUGAGGUUUUUGCUGCUUUGACCCGUGGUUCUUCCAUCCGCGUGCACAAGUGAGCGGCUCCCUAUCCUGGCCGCCUGGCAGGAGUUACUAAGCCAGAGCAAACCGGGCUUGAUGGGAGCCUGGCUUCAGGCGAAGGUGCAAAGAAGCAGCGAGUGUGGCCAGUAUCUGAAGGGAGUAACAAAAAUGGAGCUACAAAGAGGCUUCCCUAACACCUAAAUCUGUAAGCUUGUAAGAAAUGUGUGUAGAGAGGUUUUUAAAUUGCAGUGUACGGAAGAAACAAGCAGUAGUACUCGCUUUUUUAGGUGAGUAUUGCGGUGUAUUUCACUGGUACUGAUGGGGCAUCUCUACCAUUUCAAAUGAUUGCUCUGUGAAGCUCCCGUGCCAUUCCCUUCCCAGCAAGCUUGCACGCUCUUUGAAAUUUUGAAUGGAUAAGGAACAUUUAAAAUAUCAAGUAUGAUGGAGAUUAUGUUACUGCCUUGGAUGGUGCUUGUGAAAUUCCCACUUACCUUCCAGCUGGAUUUUCUGUGUCCAAAAUUAAUUAUUGUGAACACUUUAUAUCAACAGUAUCUGUCACUCAUUACUGGAAGGUGUCAAGCCCUUCCACUUGAGUUGCAUGAUUGAAUCCUUCAAAUAGCUCUUUCCUUGGUCACUGUCAUCCUUGUUUGCAGGGGAUGAUGGAUUUGGUGCAUAGUCAUCAUCACCAGUAAGGGGGUUAAAGCUGACUGAGGGGCAAAGAUGCUGUGCAGCCGACUGCCUGCCCCUGGCUUGCACAGGCCUCACAGUCACUGGAGUCACAGGGAGCUGGGCCCUGACCCACAGGCUCUGACUCAGUCUGUCUGGGUGGAGUCCGAGAGUUUGCAUUUCUCACUGGUUUCCAGGUGAUUCUGGUGCUGCCAGUCUGGGGACCACAUUUCGAGAACCACUGUGCUUAACUGUCAGGGAGGGCAACCCAGGCAGUGGGAUAGGGAGUAUUGUCAGUAUUAUCCCUAUUCUACUGCCUGUGGUUGAUCGGGUCCUGUGGGUCCUAUGGUUCGUCAGAGAAUACGCUUGCCCAGAGUAUAUUAACUGCUACUUUCUGUUAUAAAAAUGCUGCCAGAACCCACUAGGACGGCUGUAAUCAGAAGGAUGGACAAUAACAAGUGUUGGUGAGGAUGUAGAGAACUGGAGCCAUCAUACACUGCUGGUGGGAAUGUCAAGUGUUCCAGCUGCUUUGGAAAACAGUCUGGCAGUUCCUCAAAAAGUUAAAAUAGAGUUACCAUGACCCAGCAGUUCCCCUCCCCAGUAUUUACCUGAGAGAAUUGAAAACAUGGCCAUGAAAGAACUUGUACAUGAAUGUUCAUAGCAGCAUUACUCGUGAGAGACAAAAGAUGAAAAUAACCCAAAUGUCCAUCCACUGGUGAAUAGAUAAAGAAAACAAAGAAAAUGUGGUCCAUCCAUUCCAUGAGGUGUUGUUCAGCCAUAAAAAGGAAAAUAAGUACUGAUACACGCUCCGACAUGGAUGAAUAUGCUAAGUGAAAGAAGCUGUCACAAAAGACCACAUUUGUAUGAUUUCAUUUAUAUGAAAUGUCCAGAAUCGAGAAACCCAUAGACAUAGAAAGUAAAUUAGUAGUUUCUAGAGGCUGGCAGGGGCUUGGGGUUGAAGAAUGGGGAGUGCUUGCUUGUGGGUACAGGGUUUCUUUGGGGGUGAUGAAAAUGUCCAGAAAUUAUGCAGUGGUGAUGGUUGCACAACUCUGAAUAUACUAGGUAACACUGAAUUGUACAAAAAAGGAGAAUUCUAUGGUAUGUGAAUUAUAUCUCAAUAAAGCUGGAAACCACCCCCCACCUCUGCCACAAGACCAUGUACCUCUUAUGACCCUUUUCACUUGAUGUAGUAGUUACUGUGUGGAGUUGCUGAUUUGAAAUUACCCUAUUCAUGUUGUAAUUCUGGUUUGAGGGUUUUCUCGGUUUGGUGACUUUGCAUUGGGAGCAAAACAUUGUUUCAAAUGAAUUUGUUUUUAAAUAUUGAUGAUAGAGCUAAAAUGAACAGCAUGGUGUAAGGGAGGGGACGCUGUCAGGAUCAGAAGACCUGAGUUAUCGUCCCAGCUCUGCCUCUGACUCAUGUGUGGCCUCAGACAAACCCAUUUCUAAAUGAGAGAGUUGGUGAGAGGCAUUUCCAACUUCUGCUCUGCCUCUGAGUUCUCCCUGAUGCUUUAUCAUGCCAGUGCCAGACACCAAACUGGCCCUGGCCCUUCAGGUUCAAUCUUCAGUACCAACAGAACUGCAAAAUCAUAAGAGGAACUUACAUGCUCACUAAAACCUGGGUGAGUUCAUUGCCCACAUAUUCAGCAAAAGUAUAAUCAGGAGAAGAGGCAGAUGAGGUGAGCCAUUCUCAAAGCACAGCCCAGGAUUUAGUGGUCUCUCUACUAACCUUAUUCCAAGUUUUUUUUUUUUUUUU